AUGGCUCCCACAAAGCAGGAGCUCUCAUUGCUCAUCAAUCCCCUCGUACCAGAGGCCGUCCAGCACAACAACCGGGUUCUCUCCUCCCUCCACAGCCUAACAGCCUUCCUCCUCGGCAUCUCCGCUGGAAUCCUCGCUCUCCAAUCAGCCGUCGGCUUCGCCUUCUACUUCGCCGGCACAGUUCUCGUAUCCGGCUUGUUCCACCUCGUCCUCCUCCAGCGGUCCGGCGGCGCCGGCUCCGGUGCGUUCUUCCCGGGCAGCGGGGGUGAGAUCGAUGGGCAGGUGGAUAUGGACCGGAGGGGCGUCGUGCGGAUGUCGCUGAACGGCGCGAAGAAGGAAGGGAGACGCUUUGUGCUGAGGAGUGGUGCGUGGCAGGAUCUUUGGCUUGGGGGCGGCGUCAUGAGCGAGGCACUUUCUGGGUUUGUGCUGGGCUGGGCUGGAGUUGGAGGUGUGUUGCGGUGA
Messenger RNA from Penicillium chermesinum, 462 nucleotides. RefSeq names its product EMC6 family protein. The record is from RefSeq and is a predicted model, not a curated record. Lineage: Eukaryota; Fungi; Ascomycota; Eurotiomycetes; Eurotiales; Aspergillaceae. Gene Ontology annotation, biological process: protein folding in endoplasmic reticulum; autophagosome assembly. Gene Ontology annotation, cellular component: endoplasmic reticulum; EMC complex; membrane. The coding region runs from base 1 to 462 and encodes 153 amino acids. The transcript is spliced from 2 exons.